AUGCACUAUGUUCUGGAAGAUGUCCAAACAUCCAAUGAUACAGGCUUAUUUGAUGAUGUCAUGGAAGAUGACACAAGUCAACCUCCUAAUAUGUCUGUCAAUAUGGUACCUCCAAUUGGAUCAAGUGAGAACCAGAUGGACUUUGAAGAGACCUUGGAUGAUGUCAUGAGCCAGUCCACCACAAGUAAGAUUCUUAUUGACAAGAGGGAAAGGCCACACGUACUACAAGAAAAGCAAGUUGUUGACCAGGCAUCUGACAAGCAUUGCAUUAAAGAAGUCGACUAUUCAGAAACACUGUGCAAAACUGUGUACAGUCAAGAGGAGUGGAUCAACACUAUGAGGCAUGAGAUGGAGAUGCAAGACAAUACCAAAAAGUGGUGGGAGGCAGCUCUGAGAGAGCAGGAAGAGCAACUCAAAAAGGUCCGCAAAGAACUUGAGCAAGAAGCAGAGCUGGGUAAAGAACUGACCAGACAUGAGGAAGAGUUAAGGAGAAAGAAAGAUGAAGAGUGUCAAGAACAUGAGAAUGCUAUUUUCACUGAGAUGGAAAGGAGGCUACAGCACAAAGUUGAGAAGUUGAAAAUGGAGAAAGAGAGCAAACUUGCUAGGAUGGAACAACAGUUUGCCAGGUGUCAUGGGGUACAGGGCGAUGAUAUAGAAAUGAAUAGUAACCUCCCUCUGUGGAGGGACACAGGACAACCAUCUACACCAUCCGCAAAACUGUUGUUAGGCACCCCAUGCCUUGAUGCAAUUAAAAGGAUAAAGAGAAUGCACAGAGUAUUGCACAGGACUCAACUUGUAUCAGUAGUGGCAGAGGUGGACACUGAUGAAGUCCUUUGUGAACAAUCAUCCGAACAAGAUCUACUACCAAAGGAGCAGCACAAUCCAUCAUCUUGUGCUAGCAUCAGCAUGGAGGAAGCAGUCGCCAGAGGUGUGGAGGCUGCACUGAGGUGUGUUCUGGUCAACAAAGAAUCUCUGGGCAUCAAAAAGCACAGUCCCUGGAGGAGGAAGAUGGAGGAAGAAGAAGCCAAACAUCAUAUAGAAGCUCCCACACUUACAGUGAAGCAGGGAGAAGUGUGGCAUCUCUUCAAGGAUGUGUUCAACAUUUCUCAAGAUGCUGAUUUCAUAGCCCAUGAGACACCUAGUUGGGAGGAUAUAUAUUCAUAUUCAUAUGAAGAUGGCCAAGGUCCUGAUGUGAAAAACCUCACGUUUGAUCCCAAGAACAGGUCCCAAACUCCUUGA
Suillus subaureus is the source of this 1239-nucleotide messenger RNA. RefSeq lists its product as uncharacterized. The record is from RefSeq and is a predicted model, not a curated record. The coding region runs from base 1 to 1239 and encodes 412 amino acids. Lineage: Eukaryota; Fungi; Basidiomycota; Agaricomycetes; Boletales; Suillaceae. The transcript has 8 exons.